AUGAGCAGUCCAGGAGCCGGGUUUGAAUAUCCUCCUACCGAGGUAUCGUGGACAAAGCGCGAUGUCUUGUUGUUUGCCAACACUAUAGGCUGUACUUCCGACGAACUUCACUUUCUCUACGAGCUCGAUCCUAAUUUCUCGGUGUUCCCGACCUACCCGGUCAUCCUCCCUUUCAAAAAGAACCAGCAAGAGGUUAUUGACUUCUAUGCCGCGGAGAAGGCAGUUAAGAUCCCAGGUGUGCCCGACUUCGAUGCGCGACGAGUUGUUGACGGCCAGCGACUUGUCCAAUUCCUCAAACCCCUCCCUACUACAUCGGUUGGCAGAAAGUUCGAGCUCCGGACCAAAGUCCUUGGUGUAUACGACAAGGGUCGACCAGGCUCAGUCGUCGAGAUUCAGCAGGACCUGGUAGACGUUGCGACAGGUGAAGUCUACACGCGCGCCAUCGGCAGCUCAUUCUAUGUAGCACAGGGUAACUGGGGUGGUCCUAAGGGCCCCGCAACCGAGAACUUCCCUCCACCAAAGGACAAGAAGCCGGAUGUCGAGUUCGAGAACCAGACCAAUGCGCAGACACCCCUGCUGUAUCGGUUGAAUGGCGACUACAACCCACUCCAUGCGCACCCGGAGCCGGGCAAGAAGAUGGGAUUUGGUGGUGUCAUCAUUCACGGUUUAUAUUCGUUUAACUCGGCCUGUCACGGUCUACUACAGAAGUUGGGUGGCAGCGACCCGGCUAAUAUUAAAGAGUUCCAGGCCCGGUUCGCAAGCCCUGUGCGCCCUGGAGAUAAGAUAGUCACAUCCGUAUGGAGGACUGGCCAGGUGAAAGGAGAAUGGGAAGAGAUUAGAUUUUUAGUUAAGGUCGCGGGUGGAAAGGUCUGUUUGAGUAACGGGAGAGCGUUGAUGAAGGUUGUGGGAGAAUCCAAGAGCAAGCUAUGA
Molecule: messenger RNA, 930 nt
Organism: Daldinia childiae
Lineage: Eukaryota; Fungi; Ascomycota; Sordariomycetes; Xylariales; Hypoxylaceae
Product: putative enoyl-CoA hydratase 2
Exons: 3
Coding region: 1-930 (309 amino acids)
Cellular component (GO): peroxisome
Source: RefSeq, a predicted model, not a curated record